AUGAGGUCUCGAUUGUCCGUGAGACGCCCGCAUAAUUCACAGCAAGUGACGACUCGCAGAAAGAAUCUCGGAAAACUGGCCAAGUCAGCUCGCAGUCAAUUUCGCCGAUGGCAAUUGACUGCUGUCCUUCAAGAUCCACUUGUGGAAGAGCGUAAGAAGAUUUUGGCAGCCAUUGUAGAGAGCUCAUUCGAACUCAAGCAGUCUAAUAAUUCUGAGCGAUCACAAUCAACGAACGAUAAGAAGAAAAAGAAGAAGCAGCAACAACUGCAGAAGCAGCAGAAGCUCGAAGAAGCGAAACAAGCAAAGAAAGAGAAGAAGGAGAAAAAGUUGGAAAAGAAACAACAAUCCGCAGUUGCCGAUGAAGGUCAAAUCAAACAGGCGCACGUUGGCGAGGUGAACGCGGCAAAAAAAUCGGAGAAAACCAACAAUGCUAAUAACAAAAAGGCACACAAUAAGGAGGCUUCGGAGCCUCCAACGCCGACGAACACGCCAGCCGAGCCGGCCGAUGAGCAAGAGAACGAUAAGAAGAGUGUGCCUCCACAACCAAAUGGAUCGGUGAUUGUUGAAAAUCAUGUCGAAGAACAAGUGGUAGUUGAAUCGAAGGCGUCGAAGAAGAAUAAGAAAAACAAGAAGUCGAGCAACGAACCAGAAAAGGUGGAGGAAGUUAAACAGACGGCCACUGAAGAGACAGUUGAAAAGGUUGAUGAGAAGACAAACGAGGCUCCAAAUCAAGUUGAAGAGAAUACCGUGUCUGAACAAAAGGAGAAGACUCCAGAAGUUGCUUCAGAGGUGAAAGUAGUCGAAACACCUGUUGAAGAGGAAAAGACCGAGAGCAAUUCUGGAAAGAAAUCUGGAAAGAAGGGAAAGAAGGGUGGCGAGCAGAAGGUUGAAGCGAAAACUGAAGAAGUGGCCGUUGUUGACGAGAAAAUUGUUGAUGAGAAGCCACACGAACAGGAAUUGAAGUCGGAAAAGAAGUCUGGUAAGAAGGGCAAGGAGGAGAAGGUCGAAACGCCAACUCCAGCUCAAGAGGAUUUCGUCGAGCAACCAGUGGAACAAGUCAAAACCGAAGAGAAGCAAGAAGAUAGCAAAUCUGAAAAGAAAUCUGGAAAGAAGAACAAGAAGGGAUCGGAAGAGAUCGAGUCGAAGAGCAGUGAGAUCGUCAUUGAAAAGAACGCUGAUUUGGAGAAGCAAGCUGAGGAGAAAGCCCAGACUCAGGUUGACGAACCCGUUGUCGAAGAGAAGAAGUCUGGAAAGAAGAAUAAGAGAAACAAGAAGAACUCCGAAAAAGCAGCUGAUCAUGUUGAGGUUUCGCAGGCAGAGUCAAACCCGGCUGCCAAUAAGCCAACUGCCGAUUCAAUGGAUUUCCUCGACUUUGUCACCCCUAAAGAUAAUAAAUCAGAUAGCGCCGAAGAGAAAGUUGAAGAGAUCAAGAUCGCCGCUGAACCACCCGCAACUAAAAAGGCAACUGCUGAUGAUUCGAUGGACUUCCUUGAUUUUGUAACCGCAAAAGAUAAACGCGAAGAAGAUGCAAAUGAGGAGGUAAAGAUUACCGCAUCCUCGGAACCUGCAGCUGACAAUGCGGCAGAGGACUCUAUGGACUUCCUCGACUUUGUUACUCCAAAGAAAGACAAACAAGAGGGAGAUGCGGCGGCACAGGUUGUUGCAGCUACCAAGCAAAACAAGAACGACAAAUCGGCUGAUAUUGUUGAAGAGGUGAUUGAGAAGAAGAUUGUUGAGCCGCAAAACACCGGAAAAAAGAACAAGAAGGGGCAGAAUGCCGGGCCAGUUGAAGAAGCUGCUCCAACGACCAAUGGCAACAACUUGCCAACGGCUGAUAAGGAAAAUGUUGUAGUGACUGAGCAGAUAAUUAGUCAUGAGGCUGCACCUGAAGAGCAUCACACCGGCAAGAAUAAAAAGAAGAACAAGAAAAAUAGAAAUUCGAACUCGACAUCAAAGCAACAGAAUCAUCAUGACGCCCAAUUGGAGGAUGAUCUCGCCGACAAGGAAGUUGAAGCGAUCACUGGAGGAUCAAACUCGCCACCAAUUCAGGUGCACGAGGUCUCCAGCACCGAAGAACGUAACGGUUUUAAAACUACCGAACGAACAAUUACCAUCCAAACUCAACAGAUUUUGGAAGGAGACGACAAAUCGCCAACCAGAUUCCAGCAAAAUGUUGAAAAACUGUAUCAGGCAACACUUGCCAAACACGAUAUGGUUCAGAUUGAUCCAACCGCAAAGGUGCGCAUUGACGCGCAACUUAUCAAGUUGGCUGAGAAGAAACCUGCCGUGCUCAUGGAGCACAAGAACUUCAUCAAGCCACUUCCAAUGGAAUUGCACAUUUCCAGACCAUCGACGCCAAGCCGCGACAGAGUUUACAAACUGUUGCCGAAGGAUAUCAUGUUCUGCGCUGGAUUGAUUGACAGUCAUGGGGACAACUAUCAAGCGAUGGCCGAAGACACUCGCAACGUGUUCAAAGAGAGCGCUCGUUCCCUUCAGAGAAAGAUCCGCAUUUUCAAGGACUCUCCGCAUUUCAAGACAUACCUCCGCAGCAAGGAAGAAAACCGACCGAUCGAGGAGGUCAUCAACGAAGAACAACAACAACAACAUUAA
Molecule: messenger RNA, 2610 nt
Organism: Caenorhabditis bovis
Lineage: Eukaryota; Metazoa; Nematoda; Chromadorea; Rhabditida; Rhabditidae
Source: the annotation of a GenBank genome assembly